Rangifer tarandus platyrhynchus (Svalbard reindeer) is the source of this 1494-nucleotide messenger RNA. The record is from the annotation of a GenBank genome assembly. Lineage: Eukaryota; Metazoa; Chordata; Mammalia; Artiodactyla; Cervidae.
AUGUGGACCGCGGAUGAGAUUGCCCGGCUGUGUUACGAGCACUAUGGGAGCAGGCUGCCCAAGCAAGGGAAGCCUGAGCCCAACCGCGAGUGGACGUUGCUCGCAGCCGUGGUGAAGAUACAACCCACAGCUGGCCAGGCCUGCGACCGCUCUGACAGACCAGUGCAAGUGACAAAGGAAGUUGUCUCAAUGGGAACAGGAACCAAAUGCAUAGGCCAGUCCAAAAUGAGGAAGAGCGGUGACAUCCUCAAUGAUAGCCAUGCUGAGGUCAUAGCCAGAAGGAGCUUCCAAAGGUACCUGCUCCAUCAGCUCCACUUGGCAGCUGCCUUGAAGGAGGAUAGCAUCUUUCUCCCGGGAUCUCAGAGAGGACUGUGGAAACUCAGACCAGACCUCCUGUUUGUGUUUUUCUCCAGCCAUACACCCUGUGGGGACGCCUCCAUCAUUCCAAUGCUUGAGUUUGAAGAUCAGCCUUGCUGUCCUGUCAGUAGAGAUUGGGCCAGUAACCCAUCAGUAGAAACUAAUGAUAACCUAGAAGCUCCUGAAGAUAAAAGGAAAUGUGAAGACCCAGAGAGUCCUGUGACUAAAAAAAUGAAGCUGGAGCCCAGGACUCCUGAUGGCACAGCUCACCGUCAGAGUUUUGGCAGUGAGGAAAGGGGCCCAAAUCCACCAAACGUCAACAGCUCUCAUCUCACGGCAGAGGAACUGGCCAGUGUCACUGGAAUGACCCCUAGUGGUGCCAGAGUGGUGGACGUUUAUAGAACUGGAGCCAAAUGUGUGCCUGGAGGAGCUGGAGACUCAAGGAAGCCUGGCGCUGCGUAUCACCGGGUGGGGCUGCUCCGAGUGAAGCCAGGCCGGGGGGACAGGACUUGCUCCAUGUCCUGCAGCGACAAGCUGGCACGGUGGAACGUCCUCGGAUGCCAGGGGGCACUACUGAUGCACUUCCUAGAAGAACCCAUCUACCUUUCAGCUGUGGUCAUUGGAAAGUGCCCGUGCAGCCAGGAGGCCAUGCAGAGAGCGCUGUUUGGGAGGUGUCAGAAUGUCUCAGCUCUACCAGAAGGCUUUGGAGUUCAAGAAGUGAAAAUACAGCAGUCAGAUUUACUGUUUGAACAGAGCCGCUGUGCCCUGCAGACGAAAAAGGCUGACAGCCCAGGCCGACUUGUUCCUUGUGGUGCAGCCAUCAGCUGGAGUGCAGUGCCUGAGCAGCCCCUGGAUGUCACCGCCAAUGGCUUUCCCCAGGGGACAACCAAGAAAGGAGUCGGACGCCCUCAGGCCAGAUCCCGAAUCAGCAAAGUAGAGCUCUUUAGGUCAUUCCAGAAGCUGCUAAGCAGUAUUUCAGAGGACAAGUGGCCAGACUCACUCAGGGCGCAGAAGCUGGCGACGUACCAAGACUACAAGGAGGCUGCAUCCACUUACCAGCAGGCCUGGAGCGCACUCCGGAAGCAGGCGUUUGGAUCCUGGAUCAGAAAUCCCCCAGAUUAUCACCAGUUUAUGUGA